CCGGCUGCGCUGCGGACGACAGACGACGACGGCGUUGGUGGACGGCGAGCUGCUGCGCCGCGAGGUGAGGGCGGAGGGGCAACCGCGGCCGGAGAAGCCCAUGCUCGUCUACGCCGCCGUGUGGGACGCGAGUUACAUCGACGCGGGGAGGUGGACGGGGGGGCCUACGUCGGGUGCCCCCGUCCAUCUUUGAGAUACAGGACGUGAGGGUGCCAAUCGAGCGCGUCGUGGCGGAGGAGGAGGAAGAAGAAGACGAAUAAUGAUGGCAUCUUUGAGUUACUAUCGCCUACUGCAUCAAGAAAAGAUCAGAUCUGUGAAGUGGAGUUGCGAGCGAAUAAUUCGUCUUCUUCCAUCUGCUUCUUAAGGUCAGUUGAGAAUGUGAUCAUUGUUGUCAUCUUGAUGUCACCCUUUGCUAUUGUUCUGUUCCCUGCUAUGUGUAGCAAGCAAAAGAUCGGUGUGAGGGAAUCAGCAAGGAGUACAAGUCGUUCGAUGAAAUGCCUCUUCGAUGUGGUUCCAUGUGUGGUCAUACCAUGGCAAUGGCAAUCGCGUACUCAGCCAAUUCCAUCGUCUCCCCAAAACGUGCCAUCGACCACUGCAUCGUCUCUCUAAAACUGGCGAAACAUGAUUGUGGCAUCCCAAUGUGGCAAGGCAGGUUUGACGAUUCGCGGGAGGGCAAAAUGGCCCUAUCCGAACCUUUUUCGAGGGAUCGAUCUCCUCGCCUUUUCUGUUCAGGCACAGAUCCUCCCAUGUAUCACAAGUCCACUCCUGUGUGUGGCCCACGCCAACAGCGACCCCUCUGGGGCGACACUCGUACCAUGGGCCCCAUUCAAUGUCGCCAGAUCUACAGUGGCGUCAAUCACGACGCACUACCAACGGUCCUCGUGUUCUGGGCCCACCGGUGGGUGCUAUCGACCGCAGGCAUGGGUGAGGGGGAAUGACACGGUACGAGGCAACGCCCCCACGUUCUCUCCCGUCUCUGUCGUCGCUGUUUUCCUUCUUCGGCAUCCCCGAAGCUAACCCUCGAGCCCGAGAUGCGUGCUUUUGAUCGCACCCCAAGCGUGUCUUCGCCGUGGUGGUGGCGGCUGCAGUGGUGGAGAAAGGACUGUGAGCAGAGCGGAGGUAGAGGGUCUCGGCUACACCGGUAGAGAGGUGGCGGGAGUGGAGGAGGAGGAAACGAUGUUGGGGUCGGGGUUGAACCUGGUGACCACGGUGAUCGGGUUCGGGAUGAGUGCCACCUUCAUCGUGUUCGUGUGUACCCGCCUCCUCUGCCGCUGCAUCCGCUCCACCGACUCCCGCGCCACCCCGUUGGACCUCGAGCUCCGCUCCGAGGUUUACCAGUCAGAGCACACAAUCAGUGGCUUGGAGCCUGUUCUUGUUGCUGCUAUUCCUACAAUGAAGUACAAGUGUGAAGCUUUUUCUUCCGGAGAAGAUGCCCAGUGCUCGAUUUGCUUAGGUGAAUACAAGGAGAAAGAGGUUCUGCGUGUCAUGCCAUCUUGUCAUCAUAACUUCCAUCUAGUUUGUAUAGAUGUCUGGCUGCAGAAACAAACUACUUGUCCAAUUUGUCGAUUGCCACUAAAUGAGUCUCUUGAGGCAAACCAUGCUGCAUCCUCCUUACAUGAAGACCAAACCGAGGGCAACCACGAGGUUUCUGGUGAUCAGUACAACCGAUGGUCACUUCCCAGCGGACAACGUUCAGAACGCAUUGAGAAUUACGAUGAGAUCCAUCAAUCUGAAUCCAUGGCAAUUGAAGUUCCAUAGAGGACUGAGCACCUAGGACAUGGUCGUGAUGGGAAUCAAGGCUCACAUAUGUGAAUCCCAGUGUUUGUUCAACGAAAUUUUUUUCAUUUCAGCAGAUUUUUUCAUCUACAGAGACAGCAGAUGCCAUCUUUAUGGUUAAUGUGACCUGUGGCCGAAUCCAUUUGUGAGAUAAAAUAUGUUGAGGUUCUGCUGAAAUCCUAAGCAGAAUAAAUUUAUUGGUCAUCAGGUACACUCGUUCUUUUCAUGGGAAGGUGGAAAUUACAAAAUCCUGAUGAGCAACUGUGCAGUCCGCAAAGGUUUCGAGUUUAUGUUAUGUACAUUACUUUGAAAUUGUUUACAGUCAUUCCUUUGUUUUAUAUCUUUGUUUUUUCAGUGGUCUAAUGCUUAUCUGAAGAACCAAUUUAGGUGGUCCAAAUUCUUGGCGCGUUCAGUUCAGCUGCAUCCGUUAGACGACGAUCGGAGGCAUCGCGGAAGAAUUUCAUUUCUUCAAGUGUUCAGUUGUUGAUGAACCAUGUCGUUCAGGAAGAGUGAUCGAUGCAUUAUCGCAUGAGAUAACAAUUACUUAUGCCUGUUGGUGAGUAACGAGUCUCAUAUCAGACAUUCUGAAUGUUUCCACAGGUACUUACCGAUGUCCUUUUGUUGGAAUGCCAAUGAUGUAUCCCACCCAAUUAAUUCAUGUUCCUAUGCGUUGAAGCAUGUGGUUCUUUUAUUAUAAUGGAAUCUAUCGAAGUUGGCCUUCCAGGUGAACACAGGUGACAUGAUGUACAGUACUUCACCAACAAGCUUUUGUUAUCAUCAUUGUUUAACCAGUACUACAGGAAGAAAGCUUGCAGAAAUGCAUAGAUCUGGAAAAUUUAGUAAGGGCUUAUGAUGACAAAGUUGUUAUAUCAUAUUUUCCAAUACAAAUUGUUUUGUAUUUGUACAU
Molecule: messenger RNA, 2683 nt
Organism: Musa acuminata subsp. malaccensis (wild Malaysian banana)
Lineage: Eukaryota; Viridiplantae; Streptophyta; Magnoliopsida; Zingiberales; Musaceae
Product: RING-H2 finger protein ATL7-like
Source: RefSeq, a predicted model, not a curated record